Messenger RNA from Mucor mucedo, 2074 nucleotides. Its product is annotated as acyltransferase ChoActase/COT/CPT. Gene Ontology annotation, biological process: carnitine metabolic process. Gene Ontology annotation, molecular function: carnitine O-acetyltransferase activity. The transcript is spliced from 6 exons. NCBI's taxonomy places the organism in Eukaryota, Fungi, Mucoromycota, Mucoromycetes, Mucorales, Mucoraceae. Bases 63 to 1994 code for a protein of 643 amino acids. Gene Ontology annotation, cellular component: peroxisome; mitochondrion. The record is from RefSeq and is a predicted model, not a curated record.
AUAUCGAUAACCAUUUUUUCUUUCUUCCUUUUUUUUUCGUUGUAUUUCUUUUUAUUUCAUACAUGUCUUUCCUUAGAAACGCUACGCGAGUUUCACCUCGCUUCUCCAUGGCUGCUAAAUCAGCAGCCGUUGCCCGUCGUACUUUAACUAGUGCUAAGCCCGGACCCAAGACACCUGUUGAUCCUAACGCUCCUGGACCCAUGUUGAAAUACCAAGCCAAUUUACCCAAGUUGCCCGUACCUGCCUUAAGCGCUACCUUGCAGAAAUACUUACAAUCUGUGCGUCCUCUUUUAGACGAUGCUGAAUUUAAAAAGACUGAACAAGCUGCAAAAGAUUUUGAGGCUCCUGGUGGCCUCGGUGUUCAGUUGCAGGAACGUUUGCAAGCCCGUGCUAACGAUCCCAAGAUUGUGAAUUGGAUGGAGGAUUGGUGGUUGGACCAAGCUUAUAUGGGUUAUCGUGAUCCUGUCGUCAUCUACGUCAGUUACUUCUUUUUGUUUAAGGACGACAAGUUACGUAAAUCUCCCGCUCAACGUGCUGCUGCUAUUGCUACUGCCGCUCUUGAAUUCAAGAAGCAAGUUGUCGAUAAAACGCUUUCUAUUGAAAUGGCCAAGGGAGAACCCAUGUGUAUGGAUUCUUACAAGUAUAUGUUCAACAAUUGCCGUAUGCCCAAAAAGCCCUCUGAUUAUGAGGCCAUCUUCGACCCUGUCAAUAACAACCACGUGGUGGUGAUUCGUAAAAACAAAUUUUAUGUAGUCGAUACCAUCCAUAAUGGUAAACAAUUAUCCACCAAUGAAUUGGAACAACAAUUCCAGAAGAUCAUGAACCAAGCAGGUUCUUCUAAGGGCCUUCCUAUUGGUGUCCUCACCUCUGAUAACCGCGAUAAAUGGACAGAGUACCGAGAAAACUUGGUUGCUGCAAACCCCGAAAAUGCCGCCUUGUUGGAAAAGGUUGAAUCAUCCGAUUUUGUAAUUUGUCUUGAUGAUCAAACACCUGUAACCCGUGAUGAAGGCUCUCGUGCAUGCUGGCAUGGUGACGGUCGUAACCGUUUCUUUGAUAAGCCUCUUCAGUUUAUCGUCUUUGAGAAUGGUAAGGCUGGUUUCAUGGGCGAGCAUUCUUGUAUGGAUGGUACAAACACUUGUCGCUUAAAUGAAUAUGUUUGUGAUGGAUUGAACAGAGACCUUGUUGAUCAUGGUUCUGUUGAAAUUCGUUCUGACCUCCCCGAGCCUAAAGAACUCGGAUUCCAAGUAAAUGAUCAAAUCAAGAAGGAUAUUGAAUCCGCCGGUUCCAAUUUUGAUAAACUCAUUGCCAAGCAUGAUUUGACUGUCUUGUCUUAUCAAUCUUACGGUAAGAAUUUGAUCAAGAAGUUUAAGUGCUCUCCUGAUGGUUAUGCUCAAAUGGUCAUUCAAUUGGCUUAUUACAAAAUGUUUGGUACUUCUCGCCCUACUUAUGAGUCUGCCCAGACCCGUAAGUUCCAACGUGGUCGUACUGAGACAGCUCGUACCGUCACCACUGAAUCCAUCGCCUUUGUCAAGACCAUGGAGGAUCCUUAUGCUUCUAAUGAUGCCAAGGUAUCUGCUCUUAGAUCUGCUCUCAAGACACAAGGUGCCUACAUGGCUGAUGCCGUAAAUGGUCAUGGCGUUGAUCGCCACUUGUUUGGAUUAAAGAACUGUGUUCACACUGGUGAGGAGAAGCCUGAGCUCUUUACUCAACCCAUCAAUGCUUACUCUUCUCAUUGGUAUCUUUCCACCUCUCAAUUAUCCUCUGAACACUUUGAUGGUUAUGGUUGGGGUCAAGUUGUAAAUGAUGGUUUUGGUUGUGCCUACAUGAUCAAGAACAACGCUCUCCAAUUCAACGUGGCCAGUGUCAAGGAUCUUGAGGUUCAUGGUAAACAAUAUAUCAAUGGUACACAUCAUUUCAAGCAUUGUCUUGAAGAAGCUGCUAAUGAUUUAAGAGAUGUCAUGAAUGCCGAAAUUGCUGCCGAAGCAAAGUUGUAAAUUUUUUUUUCUGCCCUCAUAUCAUAGAUUUUUUACAUAUACACACACACAAUAAACGUUUUAUAAAAGACGAUCCAUCC